AUGACGUCGAUAGCGUCCGAGUCCGUGGCCACGAUCCUCUGCACCAGCAAACAGACGCGCUUCAACAUCCAGACAGCAGAUUAUCGAGAACUGGACAUUGACGGCCUCAACAUCACCGUCACAUCCUCGGCUGGCAAACCUAGUGGUGGUGCCAAGGGCAAGUCCAAAGCCCGGAGCGAGGGGACCGAGAUCCUAGUCGACGCCAAGCUGCGUCUGAAGGCCGGCCAACGAUACGCCCUCGUCGGAAGAAAUGGCUCAGGCAAAUCGACACUUCUCAGAGCCAUCGCCGAGAAGCUGAUCCCCGGUAUACCCGAGGCGACGCGGAUAUCUCUUCUCCAGCAAACGAGCAUCAGUGACACCGACUCGGACGUGCGUCCUGAAGACGACGACUCGAUUACUACUCCUACUCCGGUGGAUGGCUCUGCCCAGAGCAGCCGAACUGUGUUGGAGCAUGUUAUUGAACAGGCGACUGCGCGGUCGGAUGUCGAACAAGAAAUCAGAGCUUUGUCCGAUGGAAUCAAUAGCACAGACUCCGUCGGCCCGGUACGCGCGAUUCGCGCUCUCCGUCAUGAGAGAAACCAAAAGCACCUCUUCCAAGUCGACAAGAAUGCAAGGUUGCGUAGCCGAGACCGCGGCCUGGCAGCACGCAAAGCCCUAAAGGCCUUUGAGAAGAAAGUCGCCGAGUCUCACAGGGUCAAUCAGCCGCAAGAUGAGAUAUCGGCCGAAACCAUCAAGAGUGAGACGCAGGAGGCACUAGACAUGCUCGCAGAUCUCCAAUUGCAAGUCGAGCCGUCCAAAGUAGCCGAGACGGAGUCCAAAGCCAAGCGCAUCUUGACAGGCCUGGGGUUCUCUGAGGCAUACAUGUCAAAACCUGUCAACAGCCUAUCUGGCGGGUGGCGGAUGCGGACGGCGCUUUGCAUAUCGCUGCUCCAGGAGACUGAUAUCCUCAUCUUGGACGAACCCACCAACUUCCUUGACCUUCUUGGUAUCAUUUGGCUUCAGCGGUACCUCGGGUCUCUUCAAGACACGGACGAAGCCCCGACGCUCAUUCUCGUGUCCCACGACAGAGACUUCAUCACCAUUUGCAGUGAUCUCCUUAUCCUCAAGGAAAAGGGGUUGACGUACUUCCACGGUGAUCUUCCAACACAUGAGGCAUCCCAGUCGGAGCGGAAACUCUGGUUGACCAAAAUGAAGGAUGCGCAAGACAAGCAAAAGGCUCAUAUCCAGCAGAGCAUUUCCAACAACAUGAAAGCAGGCAAGGCCAAUGACGACCAGAACAAGCUGCGGCAGGCCAAGUCCCGCCAGAAAAAGCUCGACGAGCGGUGGGGUCUAACGGUCAGUGCCAAAGGCGGCCGCUUCAAGCUGAACCGCGACCUCGUCGGCCACCACUUCACAGCCCGUGAGGAAAUCGAUGUCCCGCCGGACGAGCGACCGGUGAGCUUCGUCUUACCGGAACCUCUAGAUCUCCGAUUCCCGGGGCCUCUCAUAUCGGUCGAGAACGCAACAUUCCGCUAUCCAACUAAGGUAAAGACGAAGCUGGCGGCACCAACAGUGUUGCAAGAUAUAAACCUGUCUGUUCACAUGGGUGACCGAAUUGGCAUCCUCGGAUUGAACGGCGCCGGGAAGUCAACUUUGGUUAAACUUCUAGUUGACGAGACGAAGCCCACGUCAGGGGCAGUGACGACGCAUCCGCGACUGAAGCUGGGAUACUAUUCGCAGCAUGCCGUCGAUGUUCUGCAAGAACAGGGCCGGGCCGAUCCUUCAUUGACGGCGUUGUCGAUGCUCAUUGAAGAAGUUGCUGGGGAACUGGAUGAAGGUCAAGUCCGUGGCGUUCUGGGCAGCCUCGGUCUGCCUGGUCGCGUUGCUUCCGAUAUACCUCUUGGGAAGCUAUCGGGAGGGCAGCUGGUGCGAUGCGAACUCGCCCGUCUUCUCUGGCGGAGACCACACUGUCUAAUCCUCGAUGAAGUGACUACUCAUCUCGACUACGAGACUGUCACGGCCAUGCGUGAAGCACUCAGAGACUGGGAGGGUGCAGUGGUGCUCGUCAGUCACGAUCGGUGGUUCAUGCGCGGAGCAGUUGAGCGUCUUAUCGAGGACUCUGACAGCGAAGAGGAUGAAGACGAAAAGGGGAUACCCAGACGACGGCUUGUGUACAAGUUGAGACAAGGAAACAUGACGAGGCUGGAGAACGGCGUCACCGAGUUCGAGGAGAGUGUUGCGAAGAGGGUGACGAAGCUGCUAAGUCUGUAG
This is a messenger RNA of Colletotrichum phormii, 2250 nucleotides long. Its product is annotated as ABC transporter. The transcript is spliced from 5 exons. Gene Ontology annotation, molecular function: ATP hydrolysis activity; ATP binding. NCBI's taxonomy places the organism in Eukaryota, Fungi, Ascomycota, Sordariomycetes, Glomerellales, Glomerellaceae. The record is from RefSeq and is a predicted model, not a curated record. Bases 1 to 2250 code for a protein of 749 amino acids.